GUAUUCUCAGUCCUCAGAGGCCACAGAUUCAUUAGUCAGAGCUAUCAAAUGGCUUCUCUCUUGCUCGGAGCGCCUCCCAUGGCUUCCCAAUCCUUAGCCCUCUCCUCGUCUCUUUCCUUCUCUAAAUCACAGGCGUCACUCAGCGCAUCGGUUUCUUCCAUUGCUACCUCUGCCUCAGCUCCGACGCCUAUUUUCAGCUUCUCGGUUUACUGCGGCAGAGGCGACAAGAAAACCGCACGAGGAAAGCGUUUCAAUCACUCCUUUGGGAAUGCGCGGCCAAGGGACAAGAAGAAGGGGAGAGGACCGCCGAAGGUUCCGGCUCCGGCACUGCCGCCGAGGAAAGAUAAGUACGACGACGGUGAGAUCGUCCGAAUCGAAAUCGACGAGUCUUUGUUUACGAAUUGAGUGAGUAUAAAUUAAUCACUAUGUGAAUUGUUGUUAAACCAGCAGUGACAAUCACUGAUUUUCAUUUUGUGCGGUGCAAUUGAGAACGAAGGAAUCAAAAUCCAUUUUAACUCUUCCACGCUUGA
Messenger RNA from Andrographis paniculata, 530 nucleotides. Its product is annotated as 30S ribosomal protein S31, chloroplastic. Gene Ontology annotation, cellular component: ribosome; plastid. NCBI's taxonomy places the organism in Eukaryota, Viridiplantae, Streptophyta, Magnoliopsida, Lamiales, Acanthaceae. The transcript has 3 exons. The coding region runs from base 49 to 405 and encodes 118 amino acids. Gene Ontology annotation, biological process: plastid translation. The record is from RefSeq and is a predicted model, not a curated record.